AUGUCGAAACAAGCCGCAAAGUCCUCUAGCGUCAGAAAGAGUGGAGGCCAAAUAAAGCCUAAUCCACCGGAACCAAACAUGGAUAUCCUCAAAGAAGAGGCAAAAACCGUCCUGAAGACUGCUAAGCAGCACAUGGAAUCGUCCGGAAAUUUAAAAACGACUAUAAAGGAGGCAGUUCUGAGCAGUUUAAACAGACUAUACGAAAUCGUGGACCUCCUAAACGACUCAAGACUGUCACUCAAGAAUAACUUGGAAAUAAUAAUAGCCAACCGGGCAAAAGAAAAAGAACAGACGCAAGAAACAUCCACAAUCGCACAUAUCCUCAAAGUUAUGGAGGCAAUUAGAGAUCAAAACCUCAUUACUAAAACAACCCAAGCAGCCCUAUUACUAAUAACAGAGGAAAUGCAGACAAUAAAAGACCAACAAGCUGCACAACUCAAAACACUAGAGAUCUCGUGUAAAGCCCCAGCUAAAUUGGUGGAAGCGGCAGAAGAACAGAACAGCAUUAAGCCGAACUCUGACAAAAUGUCAAAACCCACCGUGAAGGCCUCCACCUCCAGGAAAAGUGGAAGCCAGCCAAAGCCAAAUCCACCAGAGCCGGACAUGGACAGCCUCAAAGAUGAGGCAAAGGCAAUCUUAAAAACGGCAAAGCAGCAGAUGGACAGCUCUGGCAACUUAAAAACAACUAUAAAAGACACACUUAUAACCAGCCUACAGAGACUCUACGAGAUCAUUGACCUUUUAAAUGACUCUAGGCUGGCUGUAAAGAACAACUUAGAGAUUAUAUUAGCCAGAAGGAAGACAGAGCAAGACCAGACCCCACCUCCACAAAUCUUAAAAGUGCUGGAGGCAGUAAAGGAACAGAGCCUCAUAACUAAAACCACCCAGGCAGCACUUUUAUUAAUAACGGAAGAGAUCACGGGAAUGAAAGACCUGCAGGCUGCACAACAAAGAACACUGGAGCUUAUGAUCAAAGCUCCAGCAAAGCUGGCGGAGGCGGCGGAGGAACAAAGCAAAAUUAGUGGAAACAUCCAACAAGCCAUCGAAUCACUGAAAGAGGAAAUUAUAGAAACGAAAGAAAUACAGACAAAAGAAAGACCAAAUAACGACGACAGAAUGGAUGAGAUCAAUGGGAAACUAGAAAAAAUGACAGACAUAAUACAAACACAAAAUGAAGUAGCCAAAGAAACAAUACAGGAAGUGAAAGAAACGCGAAAAUUGCAUGAUAUCAUGAAGAUAUCACGGAGCAAGCUUAGCUUACACCGCAGCAGAUCGUCGGAAAAGCAACAAAUUCCCACCACUGCAAACGUGAAGAGUAAC
Brenthis ino (lesser marbled fritillary) is the source of this 1320-nucleotide messenger RNA. The record is from the annotation of a GenBank genome assembly. NCBI's taxonomy places the organism in Eukaryota, Metazoa, Arthropoda, Insecta, Lepidoptera, Nymphalidae.